Molecule: messenger RNA, 2293 nt
Organism: Labrus mixtus (cuckoo wrasse)
Lineage: Eukaryota; Metazoa; Chordata; Actinopteri; Labriformes; Labridae
Gene: slc4a5a
Product: solute carrier family 4 member 5a
Exons: 15
Coding region: 179-2293 (704 amino acids)
Biological process (GO): bicarbonate transport; regulation of intracellular pH; transmembrane transport
Cellular component (GO): plasma membrane
Molecular function (GO): solute:inorganic anion antiporter activity; sodium:bicarbonate symporter activity; monoatomic anion transmembrane transporter activity
Source: RefSeq, a predicted model, not a curated record
CACACGGGGACGAAUAGAAAGGAGCUUCUUCUCUCUUUGCUGACUUUGUACCACUCAGAAGUUUGUUGGAGCUCCACUGGCAUGUUUCCAUUGAUGCGACCCUACGAGCAGCAAAGGCAUCUCCGGCUUUCACUCUUUCUAGCUGACAACCAAUAAGUAACUCUUGGUCUACACCAGGAUGGAGCAUGGAGACAGAGGGAUGGGUGUCUCCCAUCUUCGCUACGAGGAGGAGGAGGACCAUCAGUCCAUCUACAUCGGUGUCCCGGUGCCUCGAGGAUACAGACGCAAACGCAGAAGACGGCGCUCUAGUCGUGAUGUGCCUGACAUGGACAGGGAGCGACACUACAGCCAUCAAAGACACCACGAGCAAGACCAUUACAGAGACAUCGAGGAGGGACUCAUGGACUCAACUGAGCAGAGUCUACAAGACAUUCACCGCACAAUGUCUCCAGCGGCAGAGAGGCUUCGUUACAUUCUGAACGAAGAAGACGACGUGCCCACACCGACCCUCUUCACAGAGAUGGACACGUUACAGCGAGAAGGAGAUGAGCUGGAGUGGAAGGAGUCUGCCAGGUGGGUGAAGUUCGAAGAGAAGGUGGAAGAGGGAGGAGAAAGGUGGAGUAAACCACACGUGUCCACCCUGUCCCUGCAUAGUCUUUUUGAGCUCAGGACGUGUCUCCAGACAGGAACAGUGCUGCUGGACCUGGAAGGCUACUCACUGCCUCAAAUAGUUGAUGACAUCAUUGAGCGUCAGAUCGAGGAAGGCAUGAUAUCUCCUGAUCUGAGAGAGAAGAUCAGUUUUGUUCUUCUGAGGAAACAUCGACACCAGACAAAGAAGCCAAUCCACCGCUCACUCGCCGACAUGGGAAAGUCCAGCUCAGCUACCAACCGCAAUGUAGGGACCAGAGGAGGACCGGGUCCAGGGCCAGCUGCGGGACCACUGCCCAACUUUAACCGAUCCACAGAGGACCUCAGGAUGAAACAACAGCCUUCCAACUAUGGUCGCCUGCGUCACGCCCAGAGUAGAAGUAUGAAUGAUAUUGCAGAUACUCCCAGCACGGACCAGGUGAUUCCUUUUUUUUUUGUCUUUGACACGUCCAAACAUACACUAAAAAAUAAAUUCAUGAAGAAAAUUCCAAGAGAUGCAGAGGCCUCCAACGUCUUGGUGGGUGAAGUUGAUUUCCUCACCAAACCUUUUGUAGCUUUUGUUCGCCUGGCUCAAGCGACAACUCUUGGAGGUCUGACUGAAGUCCCUGUUCCCACCAGGUUCCUGUUUAUUCUCUUGGGACCCCAAGGAAAGGCCAAGUCCUAUAAUGAGAUCGGCCGAGCCAUAGCCACUUUGAUGGUGGAUGAUCUCUUCAGUGAUGUCGCCUACAAGGCCAGAGAUCGCGAGGACCUCAUUGCAGGCAUAGAUGAGUUCUUGGAUGAGGUGAUUGUGCUGCCACCUGGAGAAUGGGAUCCUAAAAUCAGGAUUGAGCCCCCCAAGAAAGUCCCCUCAGCUGACAAAAGAAAGUCUGUGUUUUCCUUAAAUGAACUGGGGCAGAUGAACGGGACAGGUGGAGGAGGAGGGGGCCUUGCCGAGGACGAGGAGAUGCCAGUACAACAUGAGCUCGGAGAGGAGCUGGCAUUCACUGGACGUUUCUGCGGUGGUCUGUACCUGGACAUAAAGAGGAAGCUGCCGUGGCUACCUAGUGAUCUGUACGAGGGUUUCCACAUUCAGUCAAUCUCUGCAGUGCUCUUCAUCUACUUGGGCUGCAUCACCAACGCCAUCACGUUCGGCGGUCUGCUGGGAGACGCUACAGACAACUACCAGGGUGUGAUGGAGAGCUUCCUUGGUACAGCUCUGGCUGGCUCUGUCUUCUGUCUCUUCAGUGGUCAGCCCCUCAUCAUCCUCAGCUCCACUGGACCAAUCCUCAUCUUUGAGAAGCUCCUGUUUGAAUUCAGCAAGAGUAAUGGAAUAGAUUACAUGGAGCUGCGUCUCUGGAUUGGCAUGCACUCCUGCCUCCAGUGUUUAAUCCUGGUGGCUACAGACGCAAGUUACAUCAUCAAGUACAUGACACGCUUCACUGAGGAGGGCUUCUCCAGCCUUAUCUCCUUCAUCUUCAUCUCUGACGCCAUCAAGAAGAUGGUCGGCUCCUUCAAAUAUUAUCCCAUCAACACAGACUUCAAGCCCGACUACAUCACCGCUUACAAGUGCGAGUGCCUGGCACCAGACCCGAGUGAGUUCACCCCUUGGCUCAGGGAAAUACUGCCAGAUUGUCCACAAGGAGGCAGUGUGACAGAGGGCUGGUAG